Betta splendens (Siamese fighting fish) is the source of this 11425-nucleotide messenger RNA. RefSeq names its product A-kinase anchor protein 13-like. The record is from RefSeq and is a predicted model, not a curated record. NCBI's taxonomy places the organism in Eukaryota, Metazoa, Chordata, Actinopteri, Anabantiformes, Osphronemidae. Gene Ontology annotation, biological process: adrenergic receptor signaling pathway; positive regulation of neuron differentiation; regulation of Rho protein signal transduction. The transcript is spliced from 46 exons. Bases 618 to 9338 code for a protein of 2906 amino acids. Gene Ontology annotation, cellular component: ruffle membrane; plasma membrane; actin cytoskeleton. Gene Ontology annotation, molecular function: MAP kinase scaffold activity; microtubule binding; guanyl-nucleotide exchange factor activity.
CCUGCGAGUCAGCCACUCAACGCUGCAAGCCGUGUGUCCAGGCCAUGAUGUGUGUGAACAGGUCGUGGUGACUUUGUGUGUUGCAUGUCCUGGUAAACCUGUGGCUACACUCUCUGAGGAAGCCUUCAGCUUUGACCAGGUAAAAGACUCUCUUCCUACUGCAUCAUGCCUGUCGACCAUCUCUGUUUUUAUUCAUGUCUCACCUCAUUGUUUUCUUUCUCUUCAGGAGAGAAGCCUCACAUUUUGCAUCAGUAUACUAUGCUACUGUAUCAUUGGUCAUUUAUCUAGUCAGGGGUGGCAGUGCAUGACGUUUUAGAGUGCUUAUGAUGCCUUCUUGCUGAGUGCUGAACUGAACCACAUGGUGUCCAAACUAAAAACAAACAGGCAGGUUUCAUACUGUAAGCCAGUGUGAUCUGAGCACAAACAUACUGUGUCACAGUGUUUGUCCACCAGAGUACUGACACUUUAAAUGUCAGCAGACAAUGUGCAACACCAUCUACUGGAAGAGAAAGAUUGAUUUACUAUUGAACAUCAUUGUACCACAUCUAGUAAAAUGUGUCUAAACCUGUAAGGUCAGUUUUCCAUUUUGUGCUUGGUGAUUCAGAUUUAGAAAAUGGAUGACAAUACAAAACAAGACAAAUGGACAUUGUAGAAAAGACUUGGCUCUUGACAUGGCCCGCUUCCUGCUUGACACCACAGCUCCAGAGGAAGCAUUACUAUUGGAUGAUGAGCAGAUUCCACUGAAGGAGUGUGAGAGGUUGGAUCAAAACCUUGCCCUGGCCUUGAAACACCUUAGCCUGUGCCACCCCAGGACUGCACCACAAACAUCAGCUCUUACAUGUGCACAAACUAUCACAGCACCAGACACACACACACAAAAGGAAGCCAGGCCGUGUGUCUCUGUGCUGUCGGACAGCAACACUGCUGUGUCUCAGAGCCAGCAGCUGUCCAGCCUGCUGCACUUGGCAGCCAGCCAUGGUCUGUGGACAGUGGCGUCAUUCCUUUUGCAGCAGCCAGGAGCCAGAGAGGCCCUGAGGAUGGCAAACGCUCGUGGACAGACUCCAGUAUGUGUGGCACAGGGCAAAGGACACGAGAAGCUGGUGGAGCUUUUCACACAAUAUGAGACAUCUUCAGAUGUUAAGGUGGAACCAAAGGAUCAGCUGCUCUGGCACCAGGAAGGCAGAUUGCUUCAACAUCAUGCAAAGCACAGCACCUACACUAUCACAUUUUGUUGUCGGCAGCAGAUGGAAGCAGGAGCCAAGACUGACAGAGGUGAAAGAUGCGGUGUACAGAAGGAGGUUGAGGAACUGAGGAGAUUGAUCAAGCUUCACAAGCUGGAAUCCUGCGCUGCUACCACUACAGAGAAAUAUGCAUGCUUUGACUGUGACCUGCAGCCCUACUCCAGCAGGCAACACAAUAGCAGGCAUGAUGCAAGCCGGUUGGUGGUAAACACAGAGAACUCCAAUACGACUGCAGAGAAACAGGGAAGUCCACAGUGGCAGCAGGAGCCGUGCCGCUCUGCUGCUCACAAAGUGGUGGAGGGACAGAGACAUACAACAGCUACUAAGUCUCCCACCGGUCGCAAAAAGAAGAACAAAAAGAGAACUACAAAAACCACAAGGCAUGCAACAGCAGGAAAUAACAGCAGCUCUCUGAAAGCCGGUCGAUUAGAUGCACAAGGACUGAGUAAGAUAACAGCAAGAGAUUGUGUCCCAGAGGCAGGAGCAAGUGUUUCACUCAAAGGUCUAGCACUAAGUUGUAAAAUUAGUGAAGGAGGAGUCACAUCAAGCUCCGGGACAGACAAGACGCAGCCAGUGUCUGUACUAGCUGAUGAUGAGAAGUGCACUGGCAGGAAGGCUACUACCGCCAUCACAGAAAAACAGGAAAGCGAGAAAUGGGAAGUUGAUGCACUGAUGUGUGAGCAAGCGACAGAGAAAGAGACGGAGGCAGCAGUGAACCAAAGUCCCUCAACAAGACAAGAUCAGUGUGUGGAGUCGACUGAACGAAGGGCAGAUACAAUGGGUCAGGAACAAUCCCAGGAUCUCCAGGAGAGCCAGUCAGAGUCAGAGGAGCUACGUCAGCCUGACUCCACAAACCAGGCUCAAUCUGAUAGCAGGACAAGCCCCAGAUCCCCAGAUGUGGAAGGAAAACCCCUCACAGGGCUGUGGCGGGAUGGAGGCUGGAUUGGAAGCAGAAUGGAAUCAGACACAGUAGCAAACACAAUCUGGUAUCAGGGUGAACACAUGGACCAGGGUGGCAUUGAAGCGUCCAACAGACAGGAAGUCAACUCCCAGACAGUUUGGUAUGACUAUGAUGAGCAAACUCAGGAACAGCUGAAGAAGACAAAAUGGGAUUUGAGCUUUCCACAAAAGUACGAUAAAAGCCCUUCACAGCUGCUAGAACAGGGUUUUAGUUCUCAUCAACUGUGUUCAGCUCUGAGUCAGCCACAUGCUGCUGGAGCACAGCCAGCACUGUCACAUGGGCUGGCCACACAAAGACAGGAAGUACAGGGAUCGCGUCAAGAAGAGGAAGUAGGGCCAGAUUGGCAAGAGGGAGGGGAGGAGGAGGUCUGGAACAGAGAGUCCACUCACAGCCGAAAGAACAGUGAAACAGCUGACCUUGAGGAGUGGGGAGAGGAGAAGCCAGAAGAAAGAGAAGCAAAGGGCAGGAAAAAGAGGAGGAGAAAAAAGUGGAAGAGGCGAAGCUCUGAGGCCAAGCUUAGCUCCAGCUCCAGUGUUGAGUCUUACAAUCAAAAUGAGACACACACAGAGAAAGGGACAAGCCUAAACUGUCAAUCUAAAGCCAAGGAUCAAACAGAAAGGACACACGUUUGCUCUCUCACUUUUUCUGAGCCAACUUGGGUUGGAGAGGAAGCUGACAAGGACACCAUGCAUCUACCCAGCCAGACCAGGGGCAGCCAUCAGCCUGACUGCGCUGUUAUUACCUCAGAGUCUAGUUGUACCAGGCCAACAAACCAUGCAGGACCAGACCAGGCUGAGCCUGUGCUCUCACAGACACUGGAAAUCAAGGAACCGUUAAUGGAUGAGAGUGUGAGCAUUCACGGAUCGGAUCAUUUUGAUUUAGAUUCUACUGUCGCUGCUUCAGAACUUUGUGACAUGAGCAUCAAAAAGGCAGAUGGAGAGGAAAUUAACCCCGGGCAGCCCAAAGGAAACGACGUGUUUGGUCCCACAGAGCUGGAUUUAAAGGGGCACACUAGUCCAACAGUGGAUGAUAUGGAGUCAAAUGCCUUGUCACCGCACCAGUGUAGGACAGUUGCUGUAGCGCCAGGGGAACCGACAGUUUUGGUGGAAUGUAACUUUCCAAAGGAACUUCCCAUUAAAACAACAGGGCCUACAGGACUUACAGAGGACUUGUUGCUUGUGGUAUUUCCUGAAGAGAAUAAAGUAGAUGCACAAUCUGAGGACAAACCGGUACAACCUGUGAAUCUCAUGGAAAAACCCUCAGGCUUAAUGGAAUCAGUGCAUCCCUCCAUAGCUCAGUGUCUGCCUUGUGAAGGUACAGCGGAUGUGAGACCGCUUGAAAUACAGGAAGGAAGCCCUGAGACGACGCAUUGUUUGUCCUCCAACAUGUUGAGAGAUCUGCAGCUCAAGGAGGAAAACAGACAUGAACCACUGGCGGGUAAUGAGGACGGCAAGGAAACAAGUUGGAGAAGGGACAAUCGUGACUGCAGGGUGAUGGACAGCGAAGUGUUGUCUUCCGUAGAACAAGGACAAAAUCUGGAGUUUCCCCCUUCAAAAACAGAACAUUUAUCUAAUGACGACUUGGUUAUUACAGCAGCAGCAGUAGUAACCGUUGCAAUAGCAUCAGCCAUGGCCAGAAUAGAACUAAGUCAGCAGCUGAGCUCAGCAACAGGCAGUUCCAUCUCAACAUUAGUACAAGAUACUAACGAACCAAUUGACAAACAUUCGCAUGCUAAGUUGUCUAAUGACUUGGACUCUGAUUCUCAUGAUUCUGUCUCUGAGACUUUGGAGUCACAGCCUAAAACUAAGACUCUUUGUUCACCACUAGUCCCUAAAGAGAAAAUUCAGUCAGAAACUAUAGUCAGUGAAGUCUUUCCAUGUCUGCUGUCUGACCACCACAAACUGCUGCAAGUGAAUAUGAGCCCUUUGCCAGAAACACAUGAGCGGAUUACAGCUGAGGUAGACAGCCAAGGUCACAUUCAGCCACAGGUCCAGCCACCCUGUCCUCCUCUAGACACAGGACAGGAGUCAGAGUUAGACACUGCUACAGCAGACACUCUUUCCAAAGCUAACAAUAGUCCCCAAGACCAGUCUGCAGGUCAGACGCAUAGGGAUGGAUUGUCGUCAGCUCUACAUGAAACACAUCCAGCAGCUACAGAUGGUAGUGAUCCUGCACCAUCUUUAACUGGUGAAGCUGUGGGUCAGGGCCACGAGCAUGAGAAGGCCAGUCCAGAAAGGCCAGUUAAUAAGACAGAUGGGUCACACGUUGAAGAGCAUGAGAGCGACCCUCAGUUGGUGGAGCAUUUACACGAUGGGGAAAUUCUCACUUUGCCACUUUUGCCCAGUCCAGCCCUUCUAGCUGUCCUCUCGCCUCCUGUGACUGAUCCCUGUCCAGAAGAGCUGGAAGCCCUUGCAUGCACAGAAUCCGAAGAACUGCAGCUGUGUGAGUGGCCAGAGGACUCCAAGCCUGUCACUGGCACAUUUCAGAGUGAAGGCAAUGAGCCUUUUGCUGUGGACGAUGUGUGUGAUGAAGACUGUGCUUCUUUGGAGCUAGUGGAUGGAUGGAAUCGCAGUGAAGGGGAGAAGCUGGAACUUGUAGAGGAGGCGAGAAAAGACAUGCUAACUGUGCAGGACACGCCUCAAAAAGGAGCUGAAAUAUUUCCAACAUCUGAAGGAGAGUAUGAACAGACCAAGAGACAUUCAGACAACCCCCACAAUGUUCAGAUCCAGAGAGAGAAGGACUUUUGCUGCCCUGUCCAGCCCUGCCCUCAACCCAGCACGGAUGCAUCCUGUAUAGACGCCCGUCCAGGCAGAGACGACGCUGUGUCAGUGUGUGUGCUGCAGAAAGGCUGCGAACGCCUGCAGGGCACUUCUGACCGGGAUGACGGCGUGUUUAAAAAGCCCUUUUCUCCCUUGUGUGCUGGACAUGGGGACAAAGGGGUCCGUGUUCCAGUUGAUGUACCAGUGUUGGCAGACAUUACUCCCAGUCAAUGCACAGCUAACACUGUGGACUCUGAGAGUGAAAGUCUGUGCUUGAAGCCAGAAAUCCAGACGGCCGCUGAAGGAUUCAGCGGUGGUGUGACAAAAGGGCGAGGAAGAGCAGAAAAAGAGGAGAAGAAGGUCCAUCUGUCUGAAAGUCUUCUGUCCUCUGCCAUCUUGCGAGCCUCCCUUCGCUCCUUGUCUCCGUUACGCCGUCACAGCUGGGAGCCAUGCCAGAGCAGCAGCUGUAAAGACACUGGCAUCACACAGCGCAGCUCGCUAAAGAGUCUGUCAGGCAAGGCGAGACGAGCCAAGCCCCCUCUCCACCGGAGAAGUAUGAGCUGGUGUCCAUCCAACCUGUGUCGUCCUGAUCAGGAGCAAAUAGAAAAUAGAAGCUACAGUUUAGAGCGUCUUGAGGUGCAGAGGGCAAGCCUCCAGAGUCAGAGUGAUCAGGAGGAGAGGACUGCAGGACAGAGUUCACAUCUGGACAGCCAGGAAAGAGGCUCACUCAUCUCUCUCACUGAGGAGGAGCAGGAAGGAGAUGGCAUCAGCAUUGAUAGCCAGGCAUCCUCUGAGGGACAGCCAGUGGCAAACAUCUGUCCUGCCAUGUUCCAUCAUCAACCCCUGAGCAAAUCUGCUUCUAUGGAUACCAUCAGUCAUCGCAACAUUGAUGUGAGAGGAUUUUCACCAUCAAAGCGACGAAUCACCUUCUCCCUCAGUAUCUCCCCGCUCCUCACCAAAAAUAGACGCUUCUUUUCUAUUGCCUCUUCCUCCAGUGAUGAUGAUGAGGAGGAGGAGGGAGGGAGGCUCAGCUCGUUCUCCAGUAAUGCCAGCACCCUGGAGUACAGUAUUUCAGAGGAAGAGCCGGGUCCUCUGCGGAGCGAGACCGAAGGAAAGGUUCAAGGACCUAAAAUCAGCCGGACGUUCAGCUACCUUCGCAGUAAGAUGAGCAAAAAAGUCAAGGAGAAGGAGAAGCGAGGUGACAGGGAACGGGACAGAGAAAAGAAGUCGAACGGUCAUGUAUUCAUCCAGCUCAGCCCAAGCCCUUCGUCAGCCUGUCAGCACUGCACCAAGCUUCUCCACAAGGAACCUUUCCUCUGCAGCGGUUGUGGAGUUCAGGUCCAUAAAAGCUGCAGAGAUAAUCUUCCUGUCUGCAUUAAGAGCAAAGCAAAAGUAAGUCAGCAGCUGAUGGUGCCAGACGCUGGUCCGGGAACAACUGUUAACAUCAGGAGCAAAACUGCUUUAUCAGCAUCGUCUAUAUCUUCCACGUCCUCCUCAUCGUUAGGAGAACGAUGGUCCACGUUAACCUCCCCCGAUGAACAGUUUAGUGCAUUUCCAUGGAGACCCUCCAACAACUUGCACAGCAACCUGUCCAAGAGUGUCUCCAUCAGCAACAUAGCAGGGUUGGAGGAUGCUCCACUGAAAGGCCUGAAGUUUCUCUCCCAGUCCACAGACAACCUGCAUCAGGGGAGCAAAGUCAAUGCCUCAACUGAGUCACUUACUGAUGAAGGUACUGAGAUGAUGGACAGUCAGCUGAUGGGAGAGUUUGAGUGCGAUGUUAAGGACCUGGAAGCUGAUUCUUGGAGCAGCACAGUCGACAAGAAGUUUUUGAAAACGCUGAAGAAAGACGAAAUCAAGAGACAAGAUGUUAUCUAUGAAUUGUUUCAGACCGAGUUUCACCAUGUGAGGACCUUGAAAAUCAUGUUUGAAGUUUACUACAAAGGCCUUCAGAAGGAAAUUCAGCUUGACACACAAACUCUAGACAAGAUUUUUCCUGUUCUGGAUAAGCUGUUGGACAUACACACACAGUUCCUCUCCAGGCUCCUGGAGAUGAAGAGAACGUCGUCGGCUGAAGGGCGGAACAGCAGCCUCCUCAUCUGCCGCAUUGGAAAGCUUCUGGUUACGCAGUUUUCAGACACCAAUGCAGAUCACAUGAAGAAAGCUUAUGGGAAGUUCUGCAGUCGCCACAAUGAAGCUGUUAAUCUCUACAAAGACCUACACGCCAAAGACAAACGCUUCCAAGCUUUCAUUAAGAAGACGAUGAGCAGCAGCAUCGUGCGCAGGCUCAGCAUUCCAGAGUGCAUUUUGUUGGUCACGCAGAGGAUCACCAAAUAUCCUGUCCUCAUCCAAAGGAUACUCCAGCACACCAAAGAUUCUGAUGAAGACCACGGCCUGGUUUCUGAAGCGCUGCGCUGUGUGAAAGAGCUGAUCACAGCUGUGGACAGUAAAGUCAAUGAGCAUGAGAAGAAGUGCAGACUGAGGGAGGUCUACAGUCGCACUGAUAGUAAGUCCAUCAUGAGGAUGAAGAGUGGCCAGAUGUUUGCUAAAGAGGACCUGAUCAGACGGGGGAAACUGCUGCACGACGGAGCCUUGCAGCUGAAGAAUUCUGCUGGGCGACUCAAAGAUGUCCAUGCAUUGCUCCUGUCUGAUGUGUUGGUCUUCCUUCAGGAAAAAGACCAAAAAUAUGUGUUUGCCUCUUUAGACCAGCGUUCCACUGUCAUGUCCAUGCAGAAUCUCAUUGUCAGAGAGGUGGCCAAUGAGGAGCGAGGUCUCUUUCUUAUCACAGCUGGUACCGACCGACCCGAGAUGGUGGAGGUUCUGGCAAGCAGCAAGGAGGAGCGCAACUCGUGGCGCGCCGUCAUCCAGGAUGCCAUGCAUUGCAUGGAGAAGGACGAGGAUGAAGGAGUUCCCAGCGAGACAGAAGAGGACAGAAAGCAGCAGGAGAACAGAGCAAAGGAAAUCAGAGAGCUUCUGCGCAGCAAAGAUAAACAGAUUGUCUCUUUGCUGGAGGAGAAGGUUCACAUUUUCAGAGAGCUGAGUGACUGUCCUUCUACCCCUGAGGACGUGAGCCCACAAAUCAGGGAGGGGAUGUUAUUCAGGGCCACCCCAUAUGAUGUAACAAGGGGUGAGCCAAUUAUAACGAACGCCAUCAGGGAAGUGGAGAGCCUGCACACCCUGGUCCACAGAGCUGUAGGUGGAGCAGGGUGCAGUUCUCCUGUUGGCCUGGCAGGGGGCAGCAUUGGACCAGUGUGCCUGCCCAGGAGAGCCGAGACGUUUGGAGGCUUUGACAGUCAUCAGAUGAACAGCAGCAAGAAUGGAGAGAAGGAGGAGGGGGAUGAAUCACUGGACCUCCGCAGGACUGAGUCAGACAGCCUGCUAAAGAAGGGGGCUGCUGCCAGCCUACAGAUGCUGCUGAAGAAGAACAAUGAGCAGGUCCAGCAAAGUGUGUCCCAUCUUCACCAUUUACUGAUUUCACUGCAGGCUGUUGUAGUCCAGCAGGACUCUUUCAUCGAGGAUCAGCGACAGGCCCUCAAUGACCGGCUCACCGGCAACUGCUCCAGACACUCAUCAUCUUCCUCACUUUCAUCCUCAUCUUCAUCACGCCCCUCGUCUCUCAUUGAGCAAGAGAAGCACAGGAGUCUGGAGAGGCAGCGUCAGGAAGCGGCCAGCCUCCAGAAACAGCAAGCUGCAUAUCAAGAAGAAAGGAGGAGAAGAGAGAGGGAGUGGGAGCUAAAGGAGAGAGGUCUGGGCGAGUGGGAGGAGAGGCUGAGGGAGGAGGAGGAGGAGACCCGGAAAAGGCAUCAGGAGCUGGUGGAAGAGAGGGAGUCGCUGCAGAGGAAGAAGGAGGAGUUCCAGAGAGAAGUGGAGAGACUGCGGGAGGCGCAGAAGAAGCUGGAGAGGGACAAGGAGACGCUUAGGAGAGAAACCGAGCAGCUAGAGGCCAUGAGAAAAGAUGAGUCAGAGCAGCUCUAUAGAUACCAGCGGACACCGUCAUCCACCUCUGAAGAAUCUCUAAGGUUCCACAGCUCUGGGUCUCUGGAUGUGGACUCAAAAGAAGCAGCAGAGCCACCAAAGGAGGUGGGACUUCUUUCUAAAACACAGGUGGAGCUGUCAUCAUCUGCUCCAACCAAAGAACCGUUUCUCCGCAUCGGAUCUAAAAGGAUGAGCAAAAGCUUUAACCCCUUCUCCUCAUCGUCGUCCUCUAAGCAUCAGGGAGCAGAGAAGGAGUCGCAGCUUCCCACCAGGCUGCUGCAGCUUGCCAAACCCAAAGAGAAGAAAGACAAGAAGAAGAAGAAGGGGAAAGGGGGGGCGCAGGCACAGACGGAAGCUACAGUAAUGUUGGACACUCAGCACGAUGGCGACAUCUUCUUCUGCUGAAGACCCUGGGUCUGUCCAACCAGGACCUCCUUCUAUCCACCAAGUUUGGAUGUCAUGGAUAAGAAGUUACUCCCAGAGGGAGCAGGUGAAGUUGAACUGAUGAAACAAAGCGAAGGAGAUGUCACACAACCUGAGCUGUGGAUGCUUUGGAACAGCUCCACACGCCAACUGGAUCCCUUUUAUCAGCCAGUUUGACAAACAACCCUGUAGCUGGUCAGAAACCAUUGAAGUGGAGACCACUGUUGCAGUGAUCAUACACUGUUGGAUGGUAGUGCCUUCCUUUGUGCCAUGUAGCAAAGCGCUUUAUAAACAUGAGGAGGUGAAGCACUGCAGCCUUUUGGUAAUAACUCUAGAGACAUGAGCAUCCUGAAGAAGCUUCAUGAAGAGUGAGGCAUCUCCACCUCUUAGCAUGUAGACAGAUCCGCUUGAAUCAUCGUCACCUUAAUGGUGAAAACUGUUAAUCAUGGAAACAGUGUUUUUAUUAACAUUGUGAUACUGACUUUUGAAGAGACAAUCACUGAUUUUAAUUUUCAACUUUGUAGGAAAAACCUUUAACUUAUGGGAUUUGUUAGAGGUUUGUAACAGUGCUUUUAUUUUGGUAGGGCUAUUCUGGAUAGUGUGAACUGAACUCAGGUUUUAAGCAAUAUUAUUUAUAUGAAAAUGUUCCCAAAGGAUCCAGGUCAUUUAAUCUGUCAUCCAGCAAUCCAGAGCUUGUCUGGACUCACUGCUUCCAGGCGUGUGACCUCACCAUCCUCUGUGCUGUGUGAACACUUGCCUCCUCGGGAACUGCACUGGUGUUUAGCACCUUGGCUCCUGAGCAGCAGGUCAAACCGGUAGAGGCCGUGGAUGAGUGCAGUUCUCACCGUCCUCUGAAUUGUAUUACAAAGACACUUCAUAUGUGCAAAAGAGAAGAAGAAACAUUUCUGUUUCAGAGACUAGACGUCAUCAGUUGAAUUGUACUGUUGAUACUGAAUCUUUGUUGUGAUGAAUGUAUCAUAGGAGUAGGAGGAACCUCAUCUCAUGUUCAAAGUCUUCUCCUUUUCAUCCAGACAGUGGGUUUUCCUGCUCUCAUGCCGUCUGCAGCCCGGAGGCUCGUCUUCAUCUCUCUCAUCCACAGUCAUAAGUCAUAGCUUCACAUAUGCACCACAUUGAUUUUCCUCUCCUGUUCUGUGCAGGAGGGAAUCAUACCCCCUUACCUACAGAGUAAUGUUUAAGCCACUGUCACGUUCCAGCUUUCUGCUGACAGAAGCACAUUUGUGCUGCUGUGUUGUGUGUGUGUGAUCAGUUUUCUGACUGAUGGGAAAUGUAGAAGCAAUCACACUUUUCCAUGAGUGUAGUAAAUGACAGUACUGCAGAGGAUUAACAUGACUUAUCCCUGGAGACGCAUUAGCUCUGCCGUAAAACACAUACGAGCCAGCAUUGGUUCACACAAGCCUGAAGGAGCAUUUCCAACUGGUUCAUGUUCCUGUAAAUCAUGCACAAUAUUACAAUCAGACGACUUCUUGUGAACAGCAGGUGAAGGCUGUGGGUCAGAAACAACAUAAACCAGAACCAAAGUCUAUAACAGGUCAAUGCUGUGUUAAAUCACUACAGCACUGCUGUAAUGUAACCAUUCGCUGAUCUGCAUAACAAGGAGAAGCAGAAAUCCAAGCAGACAUUUCAGCUUGAGGCAUACUGAGACAAUUUCAUCUGUGUUGCAUUAAAUGCACUGAGCAGAGCAAAAAGGUGGUGUCUUGUAUUUUUAUAUUAACGCUGGCUGAAGCUGUAUGUUUGAUUGAAGACAUCAGCAUCUGAUGAUGAUGGUGGUUAAGACACAUCUCUCACUCUGUUCCCAUUUCAACGUGCCUUUUACUCAAACCACAGACUUAAAAAAAAAACAAAAAAAACACGGACUUUUAACAGUUUUAACAUGUUGGAGCAUCCUAAUUGUACUUGUACUAAUUACAGAAGGUACAAAGUGUAUUUGUCUCAUUUUAUGUAUUAAGAAAAAAGGGCAGAACAUCAAAAUGUUGUAAAUAUAUUAUGUACAUCCAAAGUAUUGAUACCUGUGGAUUUUUAAAUGAAUAAUAAAGAUUUAUUUAUCUGUC